Vairimorpha ceranae is the source of this 570-nucleotide messenger RNA. Its product is annotated as dnaj-class molecular chaperone. The transcript has a single exon. The record is from RefSeq and is a predicted model, not a curated record. Lineage: Eukaryota; Fungi; Microsporidia; Nosematidae. The coding region runs from base 1 to 570 and encodes 189 amino acids.
AUGUUUGUAUUGUUUUUUUUUAUUUAUUGUGUAUUUGCUUUAUCUAAAGAAUACCAAACAAUACAAGAGGUUAUAAAAAGGUUACAUAGGGAUACAGAUUUUAAGACUUUAUACGAAGUGUUUGAUAUUUACAGCUUUACGCCUGUAGAUGAUAUACAAAAAAAAUUUGUAAAAUUAAUUACUGCUAAAGAAACACCGCCUCGAUUUCAUCUGCCCCUUAAGGAUUAUAAAAAUUUAGUUACUGCUUGCUACGAUAUUCUAAAGAAAAAUAAAGAUGCUUACGAAGAAAUACUUAACAGUCCUUGGUUAAUGUUUGAUAAUUCAAAUAAUUACAAAAAUUCUCGAUUAAUGAUAUUUGCUUCUAUUUUGGCUUUACUAUUAUGUGUUGAUUUUGUUUAUUACUGCUACCGAUUUGCUAAAUACUGCAAUUUGACAACAACAGAAAUUGAUGCGGAACCUACGAAAAAAAAGAAAAAAGCAAAAAAAAGUUUUAUUCAAUCUAGUAUGUCUAAACCUGAAAUGUAUAUUUAUUUAGGGUAUCGAAAACUGCUAGCUAUUUUUGGACAUUAA